AUGGCAUCCACAGGUGGCCUAACUCGACGCCGCGGCGCCGGCGGUGGGGACGCGGGCGGCGAAGGCGGCAGCAACGGGGCUAGCCGCAACAACAGCUCCAGCAACUUCCGCGACAGCGCCCCUGAGACGAGCUACGAGAGCACCGAGAACGGCCAUAAGAUCGCCUUCGACCCCCGCGACAUCAGCGAGAGCGCCGAACGGAGCAAGCAGCCCAAGCUGACCCUCAUGGAAGAGGUCCUCCUCCUGGGCCUCAAAGACAAGCAGGGCUACCUCUCGUUUUGGAACGAUAACAUCUCGUACGCAUUGAGAGGCUGCAUCGUUCUCGAACUCGCCUUCCGUGGUCGCGUCAGCAUGCAGAAGGAUCCCUCGCGGCGACGAUUCCCUCUUGCAGACCGCCUCAUUGAGGUCAUCGACGACACCCUCACCGGCGAAGUCCUCCUGGACGAGGCCCUUAAGAUGAUGAAGCAGAGCGAGAAGAUGAGCGUCAGCGACUGGAUCGACCUGAUGAGCGGCGAGACAUGGAACUUGAUGAAGAUCGGCUAUCAACUAAAGCAGGUCCGCGAGCGACUUGCCAAAGGUCUUGUGGAUAAGGGCAUCCUCCGUACCGAAAAGCGCAAUUUCCUUCUUUUUGACAUGGCAACCCACCCCGUCGCCGACGGCGGCGCAAAGGACGAGAUACGCCGUCGGGUUCGCAACGUCCUCACCCAGCGCACCGUCGUCCUCCCAUCGUCCCAGUUCCUGCCCGAGGCUCUCGACUUCCGUUGCCUCCGCACUGUCUCCAUGGUCUGCGCAGCCUACGCUGCCAACGUGCUCGAGAACGCCCUCAGUACUCUCGGACACGAGGCGCGCGAGCGCGCCUUUGCACAGACGGACGAUUUGCUCGCCGAUUACAGCCAGUGGCCCUUUGGCAAGAAGGCCGUCGGGAACGGUAUCGGAGCUAACCUGCCGCAGCUCAUAAACGAGGAAGUAAACAACAACAAAGAUAAGGAGCUGCAACUCGAGGUCGUCGCUGCCUGUCUCAGCGUUUUCACGAGGCUCGAUUCUCUGCUAUAA
Molecule: messenger RNA, 1053 nt
Organism: Sodiomyces alkalinus F11
Lineage: Eukaryota; Fungi; Ascomycota; Sordariomycetes; Glomerellales; Plectosphaerellaceae
Product: Golgi phospho protein 3
Exons: 4
Coding region: 1-1053 (350 amino acids)
Biological process (GO): retrograde vesicle-mediated transport, Golgi to endoplasmic reticulum; Golgi to plasma membrane protein transport; Golgi organization
Cellular component (GO): Golgi cisterna; cytosol; trans-Golgi network
Molecular function (GO): phosphatidylinositol-4-phosphate binding
Source: RefSeq, a predicted model, not a curated record